Cuscuta campestris is the source of this 3563-nucleotide messenger RNA. Lineage: Eukaryota; Viridiplantae; Streptophyta; Magnoliopsida; Solanales; Convolvulaceae. The record is from the annotation of a GenBank genome assembly.
CAUCAACCGACGCUCGGAUUUGAAAAGAGAAAGCAAUUGAAAUGCAGAGAAGGGAGAGGGUUGGGUGGGAAGGACGAAAACCCUAGGCCUUUCAAUCGCCGCACCGGGAACGAACCACCACCGCCGCCGCACCGUUCCACCCGGUCGCGUUGUUUCUGCCGUUGCAGUGCCGCAGGAGGAAGCCACCGGCCACUGCUAACUCCUUCAUCCUUCAGUCCUUCAAAUCUCCAAUCUAAAAGACACAAAGAUGUUGGGGUCUUUGCCCAUAUUGCCACUCCCUCCGGCAACAAAUGAUGGGAAUCUUGGCCCGUUGCCUCCAGCUCAGUUGAGAGACAGAGAUAGUGAUGAUGCUAAGGGCGUGAAUGAGGAGGAGAAGAGCAAAAACAAUUCCGCUCCAGCUUCUAUUGCGACCCAUACAAGGACUAUUGGGAUCAUUUAUCCACCACCUGAUAUCAGAAGCAUUGUUGACAAGACAUCACAGUUUGUGGUAAAGAAUGGCCCAGAAUUUGAGAGAAGGAUUAUUCUGAGCAAUGCAGGAAAUGCUAAGUUCAAUUUUUUGAACCCCUCAGAUCCUUAUCAUGCUUAUUAUCAACACCGUUUAUCUGAAGGUCGGACACAGAGUCAGGCUUCUUCACAACAGCUUCCUUCUCAGCCUUCUGAUACAGAUGCUCUAGAAUCAACCCUUUCUCCCGCUGAAGCUGAUGGUCUUGAUGCAACAACAAAGCCCGAUCCUUCUGCACAGUUCAGGCCGGUUCGCAAGGUUCUUGAAACCCCUGAAGCAGAGCAGUAUACAGUUCGGCUUCCCGAAGGGAUCACAGAGGAGGAAUUGGAUAUCAUUAAGCUCACCGCCCAGUUUGUAGCAAGGAAUGGGAAAAAUUUUCUGACAGGGUUGACCAGUAGAGAGAAUAAUAAUCCGCAGUUUCAUUUUCUGAAGCCUACUCAUAGUAUGUUUAUGUUUUUCACUUCAUUGGCAGAUGCAUAUUCAAAGGUCCUAAUGCCCUCAAAAGGCUUGACCGAUAAACUAAGGAAGAGUGCUGCUGACAUGACGACUGUUCUUGAACGUUGCCUGAAUCGAUUGGAAUGGGAAAGGUCACAGGAGCAGGCAAGGCAGAAAGCUGAAGAUGAGAUAGAACAAGAGAGACUGCAGAUGGCUAUGAUUGAUUGGCAUGAUUUUGUUGUAGUUGAGACUAUAGAUUUUGCUGAUGAUGAGGAUCAAGAUUUGCCUCCUCCUAUGACCCUUGAGGAGGUUAUAAGGAGGAGCAAGAUGUCAUCUAUGGAGGAGGAAGAAUUUGUUGAGCCUGGGAAAGAGGUAGAAAUGGAGAUGGAUGAAGAGGAGGUUCAGCUUGUCGAAGAAGGCAUGAGAGCUGCUACCCUUGAGGAGAUUGCUGUCCAGAAUUCCGAAGUGAAGGCAGUUACAGAGGAUCAGGAGGCGCCAAUGAGAAUUGUGAAGAACUGGAAAAGGCCCGAAGAAAGGAUGCUUCCAGAAAGGGACCUGACAAAAUAUGUCAUCUCUCCUAUAACUGGGGAGAUGAUUCCAAUAAGUGAAAUGUCUGAACAUAUGAGGAUCUCUCUUAUUGAUCCUAAAUACAAGGAGCAGAAAGAGAGAAUGUUUGCAAAGAUUAGGGAUACAACACUAGCUCAGGAUGAUGAAAUUUCUAGAAACAUUGUUGGGCUUGCUAGAACACGGCCUGAUAUUUUUGGUACCACUGAAGAAGAAGUGUCAAAUGCAGUCAAGGCUGAGAUUGAGAAGAAAAAAGAAGAACCAAAACAGGUCAUAUGGGAUGGUCACACCGGCAGCAUUGGUCGCACAGCUAGCCAGGCAUUGUCCCAAAACAAUACAGAAGAUCAGUAUGAUUUUGUUAAUGAUUCAAGGAACCUUUCGGGACCUCAAGCACCGCCCCCUCCUAGGCCUGGUUUGCCAUCAGUUCGACCACUUCCUCCACCACCUGGUUUAGCACUAAACAUUCCUCGCCCUCCCAGUAGUUACCCUUACCCAACCCAUAGUAACCCAAGUGUUAAUAUCCCACCACUUCCCAGGCCUCCUGUAAUAAACACGAUUCCACAAGUGCAACCUCCACCCCCUACAAUCUCACCCAUGCCUGGGCAACAUCUUAUGGUUAACCGUCCCCCAAUGCACACAUCAAUGUCCAUCAAUGCUCCUAACAUUUCUUUACCACCACCGCCCGGUUCUCAAUUUACCCAUAUGGGCCCUCCUCGGCCUUUUGUUUCCCAUUCCAUGUCCCAGCCUGGAAUGAAUGUGGUCCCACCACCUCCAAUACUGCCACAUGGAAUGCCUCCACCACCUCCACCUGAGGAAGCUCCACCACUUCCCGAGGAGCCAGAGCCUAAGAGGCAAAAGCUUGAUGAGUCUGUACUCAUUCCUGAAGACCAGUUCCUCGCCAAACAUUUGGGACCUGCCCGUAUCAGCAUUAAUGUACCAAAUGUUGAAGAAGGAAAUCUCAAAGGGCAGGUUUUAGAAAUUUCAGUGCAAUCAUUGGCAGAAACUGUUGGCAGUUUGAAGGAGAAGAUUUCUGGUGAGAUCCAGCUUCCCGCAAACAAGCAGAAGCUGAGCGGAAAGGCUGGGUUUCUCAAGGACAAUUUGUCGCUUGCAUAUUACAAUGUGUCGCCAGGAGAAACACUCAAUCUUUCACUCAGAGAACGUGGCGGCAGAAAGAGAUGAAGAUUGAUAGUUUUCAAGGCCAUCAAGAGGUUCAUAUUGGAACUACUAUGACUUUUAAAAUCUUUUGAAUAUCUAAGACAUUGUUCUUAGUGUUGUUAUUUAGCCUAAAAAUUUUGUUCAUCAUGUACACAUAAUAGUACCUUUCAGUUUUUAAGUCCUUAUGCUGGCGGCAUGACAAUCUACUACAGAAUUGGCAUCUUGGCAAGGCUUCACUGAGGCUGAUGGGAAGUUUGCUUGUUCCAUUUCUAUAAGCUGCAAUUUAUCAAUAUGUUUUUUUAAGUGACUAAUUAUGUCCUCUCUUGACAUGCAGCUGGUCCGCUCCAACUGAGUUUUUAGUCUUUGCAUUGAAGUAUCUUUUAUUCAAUUGAAUUUAUAUGUCAUAUAUGUUCUCUACUUUGUCUUUUUGAAUGAUACUCUUUCUCAGCACGCGGUACGGUACUGUGAACUCUAUCUUGGAAUGAGGUUUGUUUUUGUAGGACUUGUGAUAAGAGCACUGUCAAUGCUCUUCACACAUGCAGACACGUUCAAAACCUGUUUUCAAGCUUUCAUGAAUUUAAAGUCGGCCUAUGGGCAAAUUGUUGAAGGGUCUCCCGAAUGCCUGAGACUGUCUCUAGGAUUGCCACAUGCUCUUCAGUUUGGGCUUUAGCUUCCAUUUUGAGGAAGCUACUUGGUGCGUUUAUGUGCGCCCUAUUUUUGCCUUCUUCCACUUGCUCGCGCUUAUAUACUAGGCGUUUCUGGAAUUGUGCUUAGUUUUUACCUUUUAAAAAAUUUGUGUGGAUGCUUAGUAAUUUAACAUGUAUGCCGAGUUAAUGGCUACUUGUCCAUUUGGUAACAUUCCAAUGGUUAGCUUUAGUAUUUUGAAAAGGCUAUCUGAUGGCAUCGU